CUGACAAGUCAUUGCAGGAAACUGUGUCGUUCUGGCAAUGGAACAACAUCUUCCAAAAAACGACAAAAAACCACUUUCCGAACUGCUGGUGAGCGGUGGUUGACUUCCGAACGCACCGAGCCAUACUUCAUGGGUAUUUUCUGCUUAGAAUGUGUGCUAAAAAUCAUCGCUUUUGGUUUCAUUGCUCACAAAGGAUCGUAUCUACGAUCUGGAUGGAACAUUAUGGACUUCAUAGUAGUAGUAUCUGGGUAA
Molecule: messenger RNA, 252 nt
Organism: Strongylus vulgaris
Lineage: Eukaryota; Metazoa; Nematoda; Chromadorea; Rhabditida; Strongylidae
Source: the annotation of a GenBank genome assembly